Messenger RNA from Oncorhynchus nerka (sockeye salmon), 1502 nucleotides. Its product is annotated as protein TMEPAI-like. Lineage: Eukaryota; Metazoa; Chordata; Actinopteri; Salmoniformes; Salmonidae. Gene Ontology annotation, biological process: negative regulation of transforming growth factor beta receptor signaling pathway. Gene Ontology annotation, molecular function: R-SMAD binding. The record is from RefSeq and is a predicted model, not a curated record. Gene Ontology annotation, cellular component: early endosome membrane; Golgi membrane. The coding region runs from base 465 to 1382 and encodes 305 amino acids. The transcript is spliced from 4 exons.
CCCACCCUUACCUGACCCCAACCUUAACCAUAUCAAUAUCGAUAACCCUUACCUAACCCUAACCUUAACCCUUGCAUGAACCUUUUUAAAUGUAAACUUCAAUGGGAAAGGGACGUCCCAAAGAUCCCGGAUUGCAUGGACCCCCCAAUAGGAGCUCAGCCGACUUGGACUUGAAUGAGGUGGUGAGCUCAGAAGCCCAGCAGACAGACUGAUACAAAGUAGCACAAGCUGUCUGUUCACAAACAUCAGGGAUACUGGAGUACCUACGGCAGGCUGCGGUCCGGUAGGGGGAGGGGGAGGACGAAGGCAACUGAGACCCUAGACCACUGACUUCCACCCGCAGAAGAUUUGACCGAGAAAUAAAAUAUCGUAUGUUUUUUUUUGUGAUUCCUGACCCGCCGCGCGCAUGAAAAGUGAAGUGGAGAGAUAUUCGAGCCGUUUUUCGUUUAGCUUUCCAGAUGUAAAUGUUCAACUUCAUGGGUCUAAUAAACGGUACAGCGGCCAUACAGACCAAUGUAUCCUGUACAUGUAACUGCAAACGCUCGACUUCAUUCCAAAGCAUGGAGAUCACCCAGUUGGAGUUUGUGCAGAUCCUGGUGAUCGUUGUGGUGAUGAUGGUGAUGGUGGUAGUGAUCACCUGCCUGCUCAACCACUACCGCCUGUCAGAACGCUCCUUCAUCUCCAGGGACAGCCAGGCCCGCAGACGCCACCUACCACUGGCCUCUGAUGGGAGUCUGUGGUCCUCAGAUGGCCCAGGGCCCGCCAGUGGAAUGAGCGAGCAGCAGGUGUACACCACGCGUCCCCCGGACCGCGUCCCCUCCUAUCUGCAGAGGGAGCGUCUGGCCCGCUUCCAGCCCACCUACCCCUACCUGCCCCACCCCAUCAUUGACCUGCCGCCCACCAUCUCGCUGUCGGACGGCGAAGAGCCUCCGCCCUACCAGGGCCCCUGCACUCUGCAGCUCCGUGACCCCGAGCAGCAGAUGGAGCUUAACAGGGAGUCGGUGCGUGCGCCCCCCAACCGCACAGUCUAUGACAGCCUCCUCCUCGACACCUCCCUGUGCCCACCGCCCAGCCUCAACUCCGGGGUCAGCACUACCACGGUAGCCACGGCUGCCCAGGCCUACUCCAGCCGAGUGGAAGGGGCACCACCAACUUAUAGCGAGGUGAUAGGGCACUACUACCACCCCUCUUCACUACCCAGGCACCACCACCAGACUUCCAGUGGCGGCAGGGUCGCAGGGCGUGGAGUCAGGUUAGGAGGCCCGGGUCCCUCGUCGCCGUCUUUGCUACUCCACGGGAUUCUCAAGCAGGACCACCUGAGCAGCCUGGAGAGCAGGAAUGUGCGCAACAAAAAGGAGAAGCAGACUCCUGAACAGGUGUGACGACAGUGUUGGUCUCGGGCAUUGUUUUCCGAGGCUGCUUUCUCCUUCUCCGCGCACUUUAGCUGAACUGUUGGUGGCAAGCAGGGUUGGAGAGGGUGACAUGCAGUGGCGGGGGGGGGG